AUGCCGAUUCCUAUUAAUGGCGGAAAGGGAGGGCAUGCAGAGGAUGUUCACAUAGAUUUUUCUAAAGAACUGAAGGAGGAUGUGGUGUUUUGGGAAGAUUAUGCAGUAAUAGCCAAAAUAAUAGGACUAAACUGGCCGAGAAAGGAAAUUAGAAAUUGGGUCGAAUGUAAUUGGGGAAAAAGAACCGUAACGAAAUUUAUCGCUAAGGGUUUCUUUGUAGUUUUGUUCGAAAAGGAGGAGAGAAACAGAGUACUCACAGAUAGAAACUGGUUCAUCUUGUCGCAUGCAGUCUACAUCCAACCAUGGACACCUCAUUUUGACCCCACCCCGUUGGCUGUUUAUUCUGAGCCGGUAUGGAUUCGAUUAUAUAACCUCCCGAUAGAAUACUGGAGUGAGGAACUUUGGGAGAAAAUUGGUAGAACAUUGGGUACAUUGUUGGAAACAAAUUUCAACGAUGUAGAAGACAUAUGUAAAUGCGCCCACAUGAAAAUUGCAGCAGUCAAGAAAAUUCCAGAGAGAAUAACCUUGGUUUCAGAAUUUGGGGAAUGGUCCCAAAAGGUGGAGAUUGACAAAGAAAUAUCAAGAUGCCCGAGGUGUGGCAGUAAAUUCCAUGGAGAGCAAGAAUGCAAGAUGUUCGUCAAAAAGGCUAACAAGAUUUCUAGAAAACCAUUACAGGAAAUUAGGAAGAUUACUGUGGAGAACGCAGUAUCAGAAAUUGGUGAGAUAAGGAUGAAGGAAAUCAAUGUUGGAACUAGCAAUGGAAAUCCAUUUGAUUGUAGCAUCAACAGAGAGGAGGUCUUCAGAGAUUCUGCUUUAAAAGGGAAAGGAUUGUCAGAUAUAGAAUUCGAAUAUGAUAGGGGUUCAGAUGAUGAACCUUAUAUUAUCGAUGAAUUAGAGAACAUUGAUCCUCAAAGCAUUAGUCAAUUGGCUAAUGUCUUGUUGGGGAAAACAAAAGGAGUGAGGGGCAGAAGAAGCAAUAAAUAG
This is a messenger RNA of Cryptomeria japonica (Japanese cedar), 984 nucleotides long. RefSeq lists its product as uncharacterized. The coding region runs from base 1 to 984 and encodes 327 amino acids. The transcript is spliced from 2 exons. The record is from RefSeq and is a predicted model, not a curated record. NCBI's taxonomy places the organism in Eukaryota, Viridiplantae, Streptophyta, Pinopsida, Cupressales, Cupressaceae.